Amoebophrya sp. A120 is the source of this 2306-nucleotide messenger RNA. NCBI's taxonomy places the organism in Eukaryota, Dinophyceae, Syndiniales, Amoebophryaceae. The record is from the annotation of a GenBank genome assembly.
ACACUAGAAGUGUUUUCUACUUUUCUGUAAAAUACUAACUUGCUGCUCCGUUUAUGCUUAUUUUUCAUUUCAAAGCACAUCAACCAGAACUAGAAGGAAAAACGAAAGAAAUCAAGAACUAUUAAGAAGUGAAAGAACUACUUAGACUUUCAUAUAUUAAUUUCAAUUUGGUUUUCAUCCCGCUCAUCUUGAGAAGCGCACACGCAAUUCAUUACCAGUGUUGCUAGUGCUCGUGCUGGAUCGUGUUUUUCUAGUGCUUGGUUUAUUUCAUCGGGCGUCUACAUUUCCAUUUCCAAACAGUCAUGCUGUCCUCCUCCCGUGUUGCAGCGGUUUCUCUCCUCUACCCUGCGACUUGGCUCGCAGCAUCUUUCUGCCGUCCUGGACGAGUCGACGCCGUGAAGAUCCGGCAUCGAGCAGUACGGGCGGACAGUUCCGACUGGGGCAGUCUGGAGCGACCGUUCCGACUGCAGCGGGAAGCUGCAGUUGCAGUGCCGGAUGAAGAUGUGGCACUACCGGAAGAUGCGGUGAUGGCUGCAAAUUGGGGACGCAUCGGAUCCUUCCUGUGUAAAUCGAAACGCGGCGAUCACCCAGGUGCAGACAGUCGCGCGGCCAGCAGAAAGAUAAGAGAUAACCACGACCGGCAGGCGAACACCGACGUUGCUCUCAGGAGGUCGACCACAGCGUUUUUUCCCGGCUUGCCGGACAACGUCGUGCAAAGGGAUGCUAUUUUUCGUGUGCAAGACGCGGCGAUUCACGGUGAAUUGUCGUGGGACGAGUUUGCGGCUCUGCCUUUAUACAUAAAGAAAAGCCGGGACGUGGUGAUGCAUUUAUUGAAGCCCGAUGGAAUCAUCAACACUGCAGAAAAAUUUCGCGCCCUGCCGGAAGAAGCGAAGAGAGACAUGAGGAAUGUCCUGGAUGCGCGGAGCUCGGGCGCGUUACCGAAGGCUGAGCGGCUCGCGGAGUUCGAGCUCCGGUGCGUGAAAGACCUAGUGGCUCGCCGCGAAUUGUCGUUGGAACAAUUUUUGGCCCUGCCGGAAGAUGCACAGCAAGACAUGGCGUAUCAUGCGCUGCGGUCGGGCAUUUUUGAUUUGCGGGACGACUGGAACGCACUGCCGGCGGUGCUGCGCCUCUUUCGUGGUCCGUGGGACAACGAGGGAAAAUUGCUGCCGCGCGACGGGCCUGAGUGGUUGGCUGCCCUCGACCAAAUUCGCACUGCCGGUUGUGGCGGACCUGGAUCGCCGCAGCCGCGACCAGCAUCAUGAGCGCGACAGCAAUUCUUGCAAGAAAGGGCAGAAAAGACUUAUAAAAGUAAUCCUAUUGUAUUAAUCUAUACUUUUUUUUCCAAAUCCGAUUGGUUAUAAUCAAGCAACACGACGCUAGUAGCGAAGACGCUGGUGCUGCCAUCAGGAGCGUAAGAGAUUGAAAUCCUGAUUUUGAGAAACGUUCUUUUUCAGUUUGUGAUUUGCUUGUAGUUGAAAGGGAUAUUUAUGGAAAAGUUAGAGUUUGAUGCAGUUUUAGUGUAAGAUUUAUCGUUAUAACUUUGAAAAUUUCUACAUCUACAAGUAUGCAACUCUUGUCGCCAUCGUUCUUUAUGGUGUCUUCAACAGACCAUUCAGACUCAGUAGAGUUUGAAGUUGAACAAAAACAUCAAAAUUUUAUGCUGAUCUUUUUCUACAUAUCCUGGAGGUAUUUUGUCUUUUGCAUCACUAUCACUUGGUUCGAGUUUAGGUUAGGCUUAGGCCACUCUCAACUACUUCUGUAUGAUUUUGUAUGAUUGCUAAUCUUGAGCGUAAAUGGUUUUUCUAUUUCUACUUUUUUAAAUCAAAGAAGUAGCAUAUCCUUGUUGUUUUGAAACGAAGUGCAAGAUGAGGUUUGAAUCGUAGUUCUUUUGUGUAAAAUCAAGUUUGUAGAAUUUAUAUCACGAAAAAUGGAAACUACCGGAACUACGAGAGGAAUUUUUGAUUUCCACUGACUUGGUAGGAGACUUUGAUUUCCACUAACAACAAUUAUGCGCCGGUACGACACGCUCAUGGUCUGAGAGUAAAAAGAAGUUGUUGUCCUUUCCCUUUGGGAUGAGUAUCAUACUCGGACGAGGAGGGCAACAGCCUUCUUGGCAGGCACCGUUAGAUAGUUGUACCCAAAAAACCAUGGGUGGUACGGUCGCCAAGUACAAGAAGAACAACAUGUACAGAUCUUUAUCACACAGGGCAAUAUCGGGCAACGGAGACAAAUAGCAAUAGCCAUAUUAGCUAGCGGGUAAGUACUUACAUCAGUCGGCACUUGAAGCUACGAUGCAGGCACGGUAA